Messenger RNA from Lolium rigidum, 1185 nucleotides. RefSeq names its product protein XRI1-like. Lineage: Eukaryota; Viridiplantae; Streptophyta; Magnoliopsida; Poales; Poaceae. The transcript is spliced from 9 exons. The record is from RefSeq and is a predicted model, not a curated record. Gene Ontology annotation, biological process: female meiotic nuclear division; male meiotic nuclear division. The coding region runs from base 1 to 945 and encodes 314 amino acids.
AUGGACCCGUCCCGCGCCGACGCCGGCGGAGGCGGCGGCCAGGGCGACGGCAACGACCCAAUUCUGUGGGAUUGGCAAGGCCGAGAGCAGGGCGAACCCAGCGAUGCAAACCAAGAUGUUGCUAAGUUCGUGUGGGACUGCCUCAACCGGGAUGACGAUGAAGAUGAGCUGAUGGGGCUGCUGGGGAAUCAAACUCCUCUGCGGGACUGCCGCGCCUUCUUUGACAUUGGUGAUUUCACCUGCAAGGAGACGCUGGAUCCGGAGGAGUCUCGUGAGUCGAAGCGGCGGCGCGUCCUGGAGUACCCUUCUGAGUCCAGCCAACCAGAAGUUGGCGAUCACGAGAUGGGUUCUAAUUUUGCCACAUCUGAGAUAACAGAGACGUCAUUGCUUUGCACUGAUGAACUACAGACCUUAAACUGGGAUGUGCAGCACAAUUCAAAUGAUUUAGAUAAGAUGAGUUCCUUGUCAAAUGGAGCACUCUAUGACCCAUCAGAUACUCAGUUGGAAACUUACUCCGAUGGAUCUACUAUGUACUUCACGCCUGAACAAAUGCCCUCUACCCAGGAGAGUGUUACAUAUAUUGAUUGUGAGAGUGAUGUGCCAGGAACAAGUGAGAUUGUACCAGUGACAGAAAGCCUCAUAAUGCAGGAGACUAGGAAACUUUCUACACUCAAAGUAUCUAAAGGAAGCUCGCUGAACUCGCUGAUCAAGGUGAAGCAAAAUAUAACUACAACUAUAGCAUACCCUUUUACUCUUAUCAAACCAUCUUGGGAGGAAGGAGAUGUCACUCUGAAUGAUAUAAAUCAGCGAAUCCAUGCUCCUCCAAAGCCGCCUCCAGAAAACCUGGGAACUUCAGCUUUCUCUGGUAAGCCAGUCAUUGGCAAGACAAGGAUCAGAACUGAGGGUGGCAAAGGCAGCAUCACAAUACUAAGAACGAAGGGCUGAGGACGCCACAAUUUAUUUAACAGCCAAUCCCUCGAUUGCUUUGAGAAUUGGGUCAUCUUGUGCAGGCCUCUAUAGCUUUUCGAUUUUUCCUCGUCACAGUUUUGUGGCUGUGCCAUUUGUACCGAAUUACUGUAGAUUGCUAACUCUUUCUUCAAAGAUUCAGCACUCAUCUGGUGUACUUUAGUGGCAUGCGGCUAAUUAUAUAUAUAUGGAAAUUGAGAGUCAGCUUCUUCUACUGUA